Molecule: messenger RNA, 1858 nt
Organism: Perca flavescens (yellow perch)
Lineage: Eukaryota; Metazoa; Chordata; Actinopteri; Perciformes; Percidae
Gene: grxcr2
Product: glutaredoxin and cysteine rich domain containing 2
Exons: 6
Coding region: 116-970 (284 amino acids)
Biological process (GO): sensory perception of sound
Source: RefSeq, a predicted model, not a curated record
ACCAGGAGGUUUCUGUACUUGAACCUAACUGGGAUCUUUAUUUGUCUGCACCUGUUUUUAUGCCCUUGUUCGUGUUUGUCUGUGGACUCUAACUUCUGUUUGGACUUUUCUCCCCAUGCCAGCACCACAGUGUCUAGCUGAUGUCAACUCACCUCAAGUAAGGAGCUUUCUUGGAUGGGGUGACAGUCUCUCGGCGCCCCCUUCUCAAUCAGCCACCAUGGAGGAAUUCCAGAGAAAACUGAAUCAACACUAUGAAGGCACCAAGCCCAGAAAGGUGAGGUUCAAGCUGGCGUCAUCCUACAGCGGUCGGGUGUUGAAGCAUGUGUAUGAGGACGGUCAGGAGCUGGACAGUCCAGAGGAGAAAUACCCUCACAGCUUUGUUCACCGCAAGAUCCCUCCCAGCCACCUGGAGGUGGAGCAGCUCUGUGGGUUUGAGGAUGCUCAUGGGGACCAACCGGGUGUCUAUCCUCCAACAGGGCUCAUUGCCCAGAGAAUAAACGUGUACAGAGGAAUGGGAAGUUACAAGCCUGCUGCAGGCCAGACUGAGAAAGCAGAGGGAGAUUCCAAAUCUUCAGUGUUGGACUUUGGUAAGAUAAUCAUCUACACCAGCAAUCUGCGAAUCAUCAGAGCACCACCAAGGAAGCCUGAAGCAUUGCGGCACCACACAGUGCCCCCUGUGGACUUGGAUGGAUACCCAAAAGCCAGGGAGAGGGGGAGCAGGAGGAGGGCUAAAGCUCUUUGUACACAGGAUGGGGAAGAGAAGGCGGAGAAACAUAUUAGCGAUACAGAGACCAAGGAGGCCGACAGCUGCCAGCAUUGUGGCGGUUCGGGCUGCGCUCCCUGCUCUCUGUGUCACGGUAGCAAGCUGUCCAUGCUGGCGAACCGCUUCAAUGAGUCCAUCAGUGAUCUGCGUUGCCAAGCCUGCUACCCCCAUGGUCUGGAGAAGUGCCAGUCCUGUUCCAGCAAAUAGAGAGAGAGAGAGAGAGAUAGAGAGAGAGAGAGAGAGAGAGAGAUAGAGAGAGAGAGAGAGAGAGAGACUAUGUGCUAUGGGUUUUAGCACAAUUGUCUCAGCGGCAAUAUUGCUCUAAUCCAAAGUGUUCUUGGUGGGGUGUUUCGAAGCACUACUAGGAAACAUAAGCCAUCAUUGGAAAGGGGAAUUAUGAAUUGUGCAGCUGGCACAAAAUCAUAAAAUACAAUUACUGUGUGCAGUGAACAUAGCUUGCGAUAACACAAACACAUAAUCACCUCAUUGUUGUCACAUUAUUUUGCAUCUGCACCCUUCUUCCUGAUAAAACCGGGUUCCACAACAGUUAUCAGUUUAAUUAAAAUGAUGCAAACAUGUUUGCUUUGUAUUUCAUAUACUGGAAAGGCUGCCCUGUUCCUAUCUCUCUCUCUCUAUUCACCAGGGAGAAUAAAACCUUUUAUAUCCCACAUGAUUUACUGUAUGAGGGUAACUGAUGCCUUCUUUUUCUUCAAAAAUGGGGAAAAAGCGACUGAGAGAUAAGAGUUUGAGAUGGAAGGAGAGAAUAUGAACUGAGGUGAGAGUGAGUAAGUCAUAGGAGACAGUUGCAUGGUAACAACAUUAAUUUUAUCAAUGAUUAAAGUGCACAACCAAACAAUGCUGAAAUGCACUCCUGCUUUAAGGAUGGUAAAAGGAUGACACAGAAUGUGUUCAUCGCAUUUUGCAUUUAAGCUACUGUAAUUAGUGAGUAAAGAAGAUGCAAAAACACAAAAAGCCACAUUUUAAGUAAAACAUAUUGACUUUGGGUGGAGUAUUACUUUAAGAUGAGAUAGAGAUGAGAAAAGGAAAACAGUUAAAGGAACACGCCAACUUAUUGGGACUUUAGCUUAUUCACUG